Molecule: messenger RNA, 714 nt
Organism: Thlaspi arvense
Lineage: Eukaryota; Viridiplantae; Streptophyta; Magnoliopsida; Brassicales; Brassicaceae
Source: the annotation of a GenBank genome assembly
AUGAAGAGGAGGGAAGCUCUCGUUUACAACACUCCUGAUGAUCAUGUCACAAAGGAUAUAAGAGAUGGGAUUGCUAAAUUAGGUGGCUUGAGGUUCAACGUGUUGGACUCUGCUGGUAUUGAGACUGAGGUUUCUUCUGGUACUAUUCUUGGUAGAACCACAUCAAUGACCGCUAAUGUGCUUUCAACGACUCAGUUUGCGAUUCUUAUCAUCGAUGUCAGGUGCGCGAAUCUCCAGAUCAUAAAAUCUCAACGAAGUAUGACACAUUCAGAAGUAGUUAUAGCUAGACGCGCUGUAGAAGAAGGACGUGGUCUACUCGUAAUCGGCAAUAAAAUGGAUUGUCUAAGAGGGAAACAGAACUCAGAGAUGUACAAGAAAAUCAAAGAAGCAGUUACCAUUGAAGUUCAGACAUUAUUCGGUUACUCCUCAGGAAUCCCGGUUGUGUUCAUCUCUGCAUUAGAGGGGAGAGGACGUUUACAAGUAAUGAACGAAGUCAUUGGCACAUACAAGAGAUGGUGUUCAAGGCUUUCCACUGGUCGACUCAACCGCUGGUUAAUCAAGAUUUGUGAUGAGCCGACAUUCAUGGAAAGCCUCAACUUCGCAGCUAAGGAUCAAGUUUUUCACUCAGGUGAAAGCUCGACCGCCGACUUCUGUGGCGUUUGUUACACACUUAAAAGCCUAUGUCUCCCAAUUGAAAUCAAUCAAUAUGAUUAA